Molecule: messenger RNA, 4347 nt
Organism: Aspergillus mulundensis
Lineage: Eukaryota; Fungi; Ascomycota; Eurotiomycetes; Eurotiales; Aspergillaceae
Product: putative ABC multidrug transporter
Exons: 6
Coding region: 1-4347 (1448 amino acids)
Biological process (GO): transmembrane transport
Cellular component (GO): membrane
Molecular function (GO): ABC-type transporter activity; ATP binding; ATP hydrolysis activity
Source: RefSeq, a predicted model, not a curated record
AUGCCUGCUCGUCUUCACUCUCGCCCGCAAGGUAAUUCUACUCUCACUUCCUCACAGGACCCUGGGAACCAAGCAGACAGACCAUCCUCUCCGCAGGUGAACUUGACAUAUGAAGAUGAAGAUGCCAUUGCAGAAAUCCACCGCACACUUACAAACAAAGGCCAUGGCCACGACUACUCGGAGCCCCAUUCCUCCUUCGACAAGUUUUUAGAGGCAGAACUUGAAGCAGGAAGGAAGAAGCCCAAUCUCGGAGUAGGUUUCCAGUCACUUUCGACGUGGGGUGCGGGAGGAGAGCAUGUCAAUGUCAAGACGCUAGGAACCGCAUUAUGGCGAACUCUCACCUUCCAAGAUGUCUAUGAAGGGACGGUAAAGCCGUGGAUGAAGAAGCCCGAGCCGGAGAGUGGACGUCAAUUGAUCUGCGAUCUCACUGGGGUGGUUCGGAGUGGCGAGAUAAUGCUCGUUCUGGGACGACCAGGGGCUGGCUGCUCGACAUUCCUACGCACAGUCGCUGGCUACCACUCGUCUUUCCUUGGUGUGACUGGCUCAAUUGAUUAUUCCGGCCUCAGCCUAGAAGAUGUCAAAAAACACUACCGAGGUCAGGUUGCCUAUGUCCCGGAAGAUGAUGUGCAUUUUCCCACGCUCAAUGUUCGGCAGACUUUGGAGUUUGCACUCCAGAGCAAGACGCCAAAAAGAUAUCAUGAUAGAAUUCCACGGUACCUCGAAAUCUAUGGCAGAGUGUUCGGGAUGGCGCACACCAUGGAUACAUUAGUUGGAAACGAGUAUAUUCGAGGAGUGUCCGGUGGUGAACGCAAACGAAUUUCGAUCAUCGAAUCCCUGGCCACAGACUCAUCAGUGAUGUGCUGGGAUAACUCGACCAGAGGCCUUGAUGCGUCGUCCGCUCUGGACUAUGCUCGGAGCUUGCGUAUCAUGACAGAUACUUGCGGCAAAGCUACGUUGAUGACCCUGUACCAAGCGUCUGAUGCUAUCUACGACCUGGUCGAUAAGGUCCUGCUUAUCGAUGAAGGGCGAAUGAUCUAUCAAGGGCCCGCCCAUGAGGCAAUGGCAUACUUCCAAGAUCUGGGAUACGAGUGUGGAGAGAUGCAAACUGUAAGCGACUUUCUGACCAGUGUCACUGUUCCAGAAAGAAGAAGAUUCCGGCCAGGGUGGGAAAUGCGCGCACCGAAAGGACCAAUCGAGCUGGAACAAGCGUUCAGAAAAAGCGCUGCGUUCUCAAACAUACAGCAGGAAGUACUGAGAUAUAACGAUCAGGGCCUCAGUGGGAAAAGCCGAGCCGAAUCGCAUGCCGAUACCGAUUACGGAAGUGUGGAGGACAUCAAGAAGGCGCUUCAAACCGACAAGUCUCGAUUUGUUUCCUCCAAAUCUCCAUAUACUAUCUCCUUUUUCCGACAGAUAAUCCUGUGUGCGAGACGCCAAGGAUGGCAGAUCCGGGGUCACAUGUCACCUCUGUACAUCAAGAUCAUUUCCUCAGUGAUAUACGGGCUUCUUGUCGGUUCCAUGUUCUAUGACCAACCGCAAACGACAGAUGGCAUGUACAGUCGGGGAGGUGUGAUCUUCUACUCGUCCAUUCUCCUGGCUUGGCUCCAGAUGUCCGAAUUGGAAGAGGCAAUGCAAGGCCGCGACAUCCUUAGUCGGCAAAAGAAGUUUGCGUUUGUCCGGCCUAGUGCUGUAUGCCUGGCUCGGGUUAUUGCAGACAUUUUCAUCGCCGCCCUUCUUGCUUUCCUCUAUCUGAUCGUGGUCUAUUUUCUGUCAGGAUUGAAGUCUGACGCCGGUGCCUUUUUCAUCGAUUUCCUCUUUAUCUAUAUGUGCACAAUAUCGUUGACGGCUCAAUUCCGAUUGUUUGCCGCCGCGUCUUCCAACUUCGAGGUUGCCCUUCGCUACACCGGAUUCCUUGUCUUGCUCUGCAUUGUUUUCGGAGGCUAUGUGCUCUCUGUAGACAAGAUGAUGGCCGAUGUCCCCUGGGUCGGCUGGAUAGCCUACAUCACACCAGCGCUAUACACAUACGAGGCAAUGAUGGCCGCAGAAUUCCACAAUCUGAAUUUCACUUGCUCACCAGCCUCAGUUGUCCCCGCAGGACCAGGCUAUACUGAUGUUGUUUACCAGACAUGUGCCCAGGCUGGAAGUCAAGUAGGCAGCACUAUCGUGAACGGGGAUGACUACUUGGCCGAGAAAUACGGUUUCUAUUUCAGUAAUGUUUGGCGCAACUUCGGUAUUCUCUGUCUAUUCACCGUUGCUUUUGUCGCGGCUCAAUGCGUUCUGAGUGAAAUCAUGGAAUGGGAACCGGACAGUGCCGGACCAGUCCAGUACAAAAAGUCGCGGAAACACCUGAAAACUACCAACGGUGACGAUGAAGAAGGGCGUCCUGUGCCUAUUGAUCUAACAGCGCCAGCAUCGUCAAGUCUAGAUGGCCAAUCUGCGCAAGCUCUUACUGCAACCAAGUCGGCCUUCACUUGGGAUAACCUCGAGCUAUUUGUGCGAGUGAACAAGGAGGAGCGUAAGUUGUUAGAUGGCGUUAGCGGAUACUGUAGACCCGGUUCCCUCACUGCUUUGGUUGGAGCUUCUGGAGCUGGGAAAUCAACAUUGUUGACUGCACUUACCCAAAGACAAACCUCCGGCGAACUCACGGGCACGAUAUAUAUUGACGGAAAUCCUAUCGACUCUUCAUUCAAAUCACGCAUCGGCUACUGCGAACAAAUGGAUAUCCAUGAUGAGAGCAGUACUAUUCGCGAAGCCUUCGAGUUCUCUGCACUUCUUCGCCAGGAUUCGGACGUACCUGAUAGCGAGAAGUUGGCUUAUGCAAGAACGGUCUUAGCGACAUUGGACUUGGUUGACCUGCAGAACGCCAUCAUCGGCUCGUUAGAUAUCGAGAAGAGAAAGCGUGUGACUAUCGGCGUUGAGCUUUGCGCAAGACCGGAACUGCUAUUGUUCCUGGACGAGCCCACAAGUGGUCUAGACAGCCAGGCUGCGUCCAGUAUCUGUGCGCUUCUAAGACGGCUCGCCGACCAGGGUCUGGCGAUUUUAUGUACCAUCCACCAAGCCAACCAGGAACAGUUCGAGCUGUUCGAUCGAGUACUGGCUCUAAGUCCUGGUGGUAAGACCUACUAUUUUGGAGAAGUAGGGGAAUCCGGGCGCUCUAUCUUCGAGUACUUCACCAAAUAUGGUGAGAAACCUGAGAAUGUCACCAAUGCUGCCGAUUACAUUAUUGAAGUUGUUGUUGGAGGUACAAAGAACACGGCGAGCAGUGUCGAUUGGGCUGAAGUUUGGAACCAGUCUUUCGAAGCCCAGCAGGUCCAGCAGGAAAUAUCUGGGAUCAGAAACAUGAAGCGUGAGAGCUCGAAUGUCGCUGCUGAACCACGCAGCAUGCCCGCACUUCCUCGCCAGAUUCUUUUCUUGACCCAAAGAACAUUUCGGCAGUUCUGGAGAAGUCCCGAGUACCCAUACUCUCGACUCUACGCUUCGUUCUUGCACGCCCUCAUCAACGGUCUUACUUAUCUCCAGAUCUCUAAUAGCGCCACAGACCUGCAGUCCAAGGCCUUCUCGUGCUUCUUGGUUCUGAUGCUGGUACCUGAGUUCAUCAAUGCGAUCAGUAUGCGGUUCAUCAUGAACCGUGACCUGUGGCAGGCUCGAGAAGGGCCCAGCGGAGCAUAUGGAUGGGUUGCGUUCUGCACUGCUCAGAUUAUCUGUGAAAUACCGUACGCCAUAAUCAGUGCAGUGGUCUUCUUCGUCCUGUACUAUUUCAUUGUCGGGCUUCCUCUGGGAUUCGCUGCGGGAUACAGCUUCAUUAUGUUUUUCUUGUUUUUCCUGUUCGCAACUUCCUGGGGGCAAUGGAUCGCUGCCUUGAGUGCCGACUCAAUGGUGGCAGCAACUCUAAUGCCCUUCUUCAUUAUCAUGUGCGAGUUGUUCAACGGUAUUUUGCAACCUCACCAAAAUAUGCCUGUGUUCUGGGCGUACACUAUGUACUACACGACACCCUUUACGUACUGGAUUGGAGGCGUCUUGACAUCAGUCCUCCGCGGCGUGCCAGUCAUUUGUGAUGAGAGCGAAUUGACCGUGUUCCAAAGCCCUCUUAACAUGACCUGUGGGGAGUAUGCGGGCUCAUGGCUUGCUGAAAAGGGCGUUGGGUAUCUCUCCAACCCUGAUAGUUCAGGGGAGUGCGGAUACUGCGAGUAUAGUUACGGAGAUGAUUAUCUCUCAACCAUCGGACUUGACUCGUCCAAGAUCUGGCCGUAUUUUGGCAUUUUCCUGGCGUUUGUAAUCACCAACUACCUGAUGGUAUACCUGCUUUUCUAUGUGAGGUCGGUGAUGAAGCCAUUCUGGCGACGUACAUAA